This is a messenger RNA of Aureobasidium namibiae CBS 147.97, 1053 nucleotides long. RefSeq names its product UAA transporter. Lineage: Eukaryota; Fungi; Ascomycota; Dothideomycetes; Dothideales; Saccotheciaceae. Gene Ontology annotation, biological process: transmembrane transport. Bases 1 to 1053 code for a protein of 350 amino acids. The record is from RefSeq and is a predicted model, not a curated record. Gene Ontology annotation, cellular component: Golgi membrane; endoplasmic reticulum membrane. Gene Ontology annotation, molecular function: UDP-N-acetylglucosamine transmembrane transporter activity. The transcript has 4 exons.
AUGGCUGACAUCAUUCUCGCCUCUCUCAACACCGUCGGACUCAUUUUCGGAGGAUGUUGCUCAAAUGUCUUUACACUGGAGAAGAUCAUCAAAACUGAACCCGAUAGCGGUCUCCUAAUUACCCUCUCCCAAUUCAUCUUCACCGCCCUCCUAGCCUCCUUCUCCCAACUCACACCUACUUUGACUCUCAAGACUCCAGCGGUACCCAUGCGUAAAUGGGGCUAUAUCGCCUUGAUGUUUUUCGCCGUCAACAUGCUCAACAAUUGGGCCUUUGCAUUCAAUAUCUCCGUGCCUGUGCAUAUUAUUCUGCGCUCGUUUGGCAGUGUGACGACCAUGGCGGCGGGUGCAUUGCAGGGGAAAAGGUAUUCUGCGUUGCAGGUGGGGAGUGUGGUGAUACUCACGCUGGGGGUGUUGGUGAGCGCGUUUGCGGACGCGGGGAGUAAAGAAAGAAGAGCCACUGAUACUGACACCUCUCAGGGCAAAUCCGUGGAAACAAGCACCGGAGAUCUCGGCUCCGGCUUACUUAUUCUCCUGGCCGCUCAAGUGCUUUCCGCAUACAUGGGCGUCUACGUCCAAGACACCUACGCAACCCACGGCUCCCACUGGCGCGAAAACCUCUUCUACUCACACUUCCUCUCCCUGCCCUUAUUCCUACCCCUCACAUCCAUCCUCCGUCGUCAAUACACCGCCUUAUCCUCUACUCCCCCCCUCUCUGUCCCCGACUCCCUCCCAGUCCUGAAAUCAGCAAAUCUUACCCAGGGCAUCGCCUUCUUACUCCUCAACUCUGCAACGCAAAUCGCAUGUAUCACUGGCGUUAACCUGCUAUCAGCACAGGCAUCAGCGGUUACAGUCACCAUCGUGUUGAAUGUGAGAAAGCUUGUGAGUUUUGUGGCGAGCACGGUGCUUUUCGGACAUAGAUUGAGUGGGAUGAUGUGUGCAGGUGCGGCACUGGUGUUUGGGGCUGGUGCGCUGUAUGGGUGGGAGACUAGUUGGAGGAUUCCGAUGACGAGGAAGAAGGAGCAGAAGGGAGAAAAUGAGAAGAAGGCGCAGUGA